Molecule: messenger RNA, 1503 nt
Organism: Dissoconium aciculare CBS 342.82
Lineage: Eukaryota; Fungi; Ascomycota; Dothideomycetes; Mycosphaerellales; Dissoconiaceae
Product: serine protein kinase
Exons: 4
Coding region: 52-1326 (424 amino acids)
Biological process (GO): regulation of mRNA processing; spliceosomal complex assembly; protein phosphorylation
Molecular function (GO): protein kinase activity; ATP binding
Source: RefSeq, a predicted model, not a curated record
CUCUGAUUGCUCAACGAUCGUCGUUCUUUCGCGAGUUGCUCGCUUCAUCAUAUGCGCUUCAACCGAUGGCCACAGGCCUUUCUGUCGAAUUGUGUCCCACCAUUAACCCAACCCCGGUCUAACUCCUGUGCCUCGCAAGCGCGAUCGCUAGCAAUGGAAAAGCCACCAUACGUCUGCGAAAUCGAUGCAGAACCGAUCCACCGAUAUCAAAUCGGCGGCUACCAUCCCGUACAUUUGGGCGAUGUGAUGCAUGAAGGUCGAUAUCGGGUGAUUCAUAAACUCGGGUGGGGCGGCUGGUCUACAGUCUGGGCGGCCAGAGAUCUGAAGACCGAACGAUACGUUGCUUUGCAGAUAGCCGCUGCUGAUUCUGUUGAUGAGACGCGCGAGAUGAAGAUACUGAGGAGUCUACAGACAAGCCUCCCGGCAUCACCCCAUCUAAUCCAAAUGCUCGAUAAUUUCCAAUGCGAAGGACCAAAUGGGCGCCAUAACUGUCUUGUUCUGGAACUUCUAGGCCCAAGUGUUGCAAAUCUAGUAAGAGACAAAUGCGUGGGUGAUCGACUUCCUGGUAGAUUGGCCAAACGUUUUGCGAGGAGUGCUCUCGAGGGCCUCGCAGCUCUGCAUCAGGAGGGAAUAGCGCACGGGGAUAUCCAUAUCGGGAACCUGGCACUGAGCCUGCCAAUGCUCGAGUUCGUUAACGAAGAGGAAUUCAUGCUCAAAAUGGGUAAAACCGAAGUGAGCAAAAUCCAGCGAAGGGACGGGCGAGAGAAAGGCAUACACGUCCCCGAGUACAUCGUUCGCCCGACCACGUUUCCCAUUAAGAUUUCCGAGUAUUCUGGAACUAUCAAGCUUGUGGACUUCGGCGAAUCGUUCCGCAACGAUGCUCCACUAAGCUCUUUACACACACCGCUUCCUGUUCGAGCUCCGGAAGUUAUCUUUGGAGAUGAUUUGACGACAAGCGUAGACCUUUGGUCAGCAGCCUGCAUGAUCUAUGAACUCGUGGUUGGUCAACCACCUUUCGAUACAUUCAUGCAGACCAAGCCUACACUAGUCGGUGAGAUGAUCGGAAUGGCGAGCGAUAAACUUCCUGAUCGUUGGCAACCCCUGUGGCAAUCGAUGAGGACUUCCGCGGCUCACAAUGACGACGAUGACAUCUCGCUAGAGACUUGGCUCGAGGAAUCGUAUUUCGAUGGGCAACGCCCGGUCGAUCUUACCAAGAACGAAAUCGUGCAGUUCUGCAAAAUUGUGCGCAGACUACUCCUCUUUGAACCAUCUUCAAGGGCAUCAGCCGCCGAGAUCGCACAGGAUCCAUGGUUCGAUGCAGAUUAACGGAACGCCCAAGAUUGUCUCCCUCACUUCUCUUUGCCACACUUCGUAUAGAAAGAUCAUACACUCUUCGCGUACUCAGCGUGUGUGAAUACUCUGGCUUUGUCAGCUCUCGCAAAAGAAGGGAGCAAGAUCGUCUCGACUUCGCUGGCAGGCUAUGCUUCUCGCUUCUCGUUGCCA